Molecule: messenger RNA, 3100 nt
Organism: Labrus bergylta (ballan wrasse)
Lineage: Eukaryota; Metazoa; Chordata; Actinopteri; Labriformes; Labridae
Gene: cckar
Product: cholecystokinin A receptor
Biological process (GO): neuropeptide signaling pathway
Cellular component (GO): plasma membrane
Molecular function (GO): neuropeptide receptor activity; gastrin receptor activity
Source: RefSeq, a predicted model, not a curated record
GGCUGAGCGCUCAAGAAUGCGACCCGUCCACAUGUUGUCAGCAGAAAUGUUAGGCACGAGAAGAGCGCACCGCACCAGACAAACAGCCUGAGAGCGGCACAGACACUAGAGAAUACUUUGAAUUAUUUGUCCUUAACCGACAGAGGAGGAAUAUUUAAAUAACAUCCAUCCACUCUCAAGUUGGAGUAUUUUUCUCUCUCACAAGAGUAUGAUGCCCAAUUCUCCCCGUAUGCCUUACUGCACUUGAGUCUGUAGCAAAGGGAAAGAAAUGGAGACCUUCACGCCGCCUGAUAUCUUCAAUUCAACUGACCUAAACAAGAUUUUAUGUCAUUUGGGCAUCAGGAAUGUUUCGGAGUGCGAGAGCGAGCAGGACCCUUCACCAGAGCCUAAAGAUAUCAACCAGACGGUUCGGAUCGUCCUCUACAGCCUCAUCUUUCUCCUCAGCGUCCUGGGCAACAGCCUCAUCGUCGCCGUCCUGGUGAGGAACAGGCGCAUGAGGACCGUCACCAACCUGUUCCUGCUGUCCCUGUCCGUCAGCGACCUGAUGGUGUCCCUGGUCUGCAUCCCCUUCACCCUCAUCCCCAACCUCAUGAGGGACUUCAUCUUUGGCACCGGGAUCUGCAAGCUGGUCAUGUACUUCAUGGGUGUCUCGGUAAGUGUUUCUACAUUUAACCUGGUGGCCAUCUCUCUGGAGCGCUACAGCGCCAUUUGCAACCCACUGACCUCCAGGACGUGGCAGACCAAAUCCCACGCUGCGAAGGUCAUCACUGCUACCUGGGUGGUAUCCUUCAUCCUGAUGCUGCCUUACCCCAUCUCUAGCACCCUGAAGCCCUUCACCCGCCUCAACAACAGCACAGGGCACAUGUGCCGCCUGGUUUGGCCCAAUGAUGUCAUCCAGCAGUCCUGGUAUGUGUCCCUGUUAUUGCUGCUCUUCCUAAUCCCUGGGAUCGUCAUGAUGACUGCCUAUGGACUCAUCUCCCUAGAGCUGUACCGGGGCAUCAAAUUUGAGUUAUCCAACAGGAAAUCCAGCAGAGACAGACAAUCCAGCACUGGCAGCAUCAAAACCGGUGACAAUGACGGCUGUUAUCUGCCGCCGACCAAAAAAAAGAGCAUCACAGGCAACUUACCCAGUUCCAGCAGUCAGCUCAUGAUGAGCCGAGUGUGCGGCAGCAGCUCUACGGCGAACCUGAUGGCCAAGAAGCGCGUGAUCCGCAUGCUCCUGGUCAUUGUCUUCCUCUUCUUCCUGUGCUGGACUCCCGUCUUUGUGGUCAACGCUUGGCAGGCGUUCGACAGGCGCUCGGCCUACCGCCUCACUGGUGCUCCGAUCUCCUUCAUCCACCUGCUCUCCUACACCUCGGCCUGCGUCAAUCCCAUCAUCUACUGCUUCAUGAACAAGCGCUUCCGUAAGGGCAUGCUGGCUACGUUCACCUGCUGCAGCUGUUUGAGGCGGAAAGGCGGAGGAAGUGGAGACUUAGGCAGGUCAACGGGAACUGGAACAGCUAAAGGGGACAGAUCUAGAGUGGGGGGGAAUUCCAAUGAGCAGAACGGUCAUACCCCGCCAAGCGGAGCCAGCACACGCUUCACCUACACCGGGAUCCGAGCCUCAGCCUGGAGUGAGCUGACUUAAAAUGGAUUGCUGCGAGUGUGUGUGUGUGUGUGUGUGUGUGUGUGAGUGUGUGUGUGUUUGCGAGUGGAUAGGCCUGGGUGAAAACGAGGUAAAGCCCUCUCAGUGCUUAUAGUCGUUUAUGAGAAGCUACUUUGCUUUUGCUUGGAGUUUGACAUGACAUGGGUACAACAGUUGAAGUGGAGUAGAAGUGCUGUACUUACAGUGCUUUGACAACUGAUCCACACACUGAAUAUACUUCCCAAACAUCUGCAGAAUCCAGGGUGGAGUCAGUAAAUAUGAAGCCUUGCAAGGAAGCAGAAAAGUAAAAAGUUUGACACUCAUUAACUCACUUGAAGUCGUUCCCCUACCACAACCAUUCAGAGCUGCAUAUAGAGCUGAAUAAAGGUCCAAUUGUCUUUCCAUACAGUUUCUUUUUCAUGGAACAAAAUGCAUUAGGCAAAAUAUAGGGGAGAUAGGGGUUGGUUGUCACACGUUUUACUCUCACAUUAUUAAUAGUAUUAAUACAUGUAUUAAUACAUCUUAAAAUAGCCAUUCUUCUGCUUGUUGGAAAGCUUUAAGUAAUGGGUUAAAUUGUGAUUUUAUUUGUAUAAAUUAUUUUACCUGCAGAAAAAAAAGAGAAAGGUCUGCCCACUAUUCAGCUCCCAAAGAGCAACUUUAUUAAGGGCAACGUUUCGAUCCGAAAAGAUCAUCUUCUGACAAAUACAGCAGGAGACAAGCAGUCUUUUCUGAAGUUUGGCCAUUCGCAAAACAAUCAUUAUCACCUGUUGAACAGAAAAACAGGGACAAUGAAUACAACAGCCACAAGAGGGUGAAAAAUAUACUCCAGGAAGCAUCAAUUAUUUUACCACCAAGUGUAUUCCCCAUCAUAGAAAACAAACCCUAUCUGACUUUGUUAAAGGUUUUAUCUUAGCUGCAAUAUUUUUUAAGCUAGCAAAUGAAAAGAUUCCAGGCGUAAUUCUGUAAGUGUAGACAUGAUGAAAUAGCGCCCUGUAGUUUGGCUGUGAGAAAGACACUGUUACAACCAUCCCUGAUCUCCUUUAUUCAAGGAUCAGCUUAUCAAAAUACAAUUCAAAGGGUGUAAAUAAACUCCGAUGAAGCUAGUUUACUCCUAGGUCUUGCCUUUGUUUUUGUUGCUUUGUUUGUUUGUCAAAGCGCCAAAGUCCGACUAAACCAACGACUGCUAUGAUGAGGACCAGCCCAUGUUUUUGUUUUUUAUGUAAUUUUCCUACUUUUAAGGCAGCCAUAAAUGCCUUCAUUAUUUUUUAAGAACAUGGUGAUUACAUUGAUACCACUAUCAUGUCUUUUAGCUAGAGCAUAGGUGGACUUAGCGUCGCGAUAAACAAGAGUGGCUGGCAGGAAACUACUCGCUAAUAGCUGCUAACCUCUAAAGAUAAGUGUUAAAGAGCCCAUAUUAUGCCCUUUUUGGGGUUCGUAUAUUUAAUCUAUGUAUCUAUUGUAUUUGUCGUUAUUGGU